GUUCUUCUAUCUUUCAUUGUUCUGGUCACUCUAUUCUUAUGGAUCAACAGAAGCUUAUGGAUUUUCUAGCAUCUAAAUCGUACGAGGAAAUAAAGGAAGUAAGCAAAGGUGCUCAUGGCACUGUUUACAAGGCAAAGAGGAAGAAUAGUGGAGGUGGAGCCACCAGGGUUGCCCUUAAAUGUAUCCCAUUAAAACAAGGUCCUGCUGCUGAAGCUCACGAGCAACGUCAACGUCUUGCUAAGGAGUGGGAAGUGCUGGAGCAACAUGGAGGCAAAAACUAUAUCAUUAACUAUAAAGACAGAUUCAAGAAUGGAAAUACUCAUUGCUUUGUUCUCCAAUAUAUCGAGCACGACAAGCCUGAGGUGUUAAAGGAGGAAAUUAGUAUUGAUCAGCUCCGACGGUAUGGUUACUGCAUGUUCCGGGCUCUUGCAGCUCUUCACGAGGGGGGAGUGAUACACACAGAUGUUAAACCUGGGAGUUUCCUUUUCUCCCGUAAGCUUAAAAAAGGGUAUCUGACUGAUUUCUAUCAUGCCAGGUUUCCGGAUGAGAACCCUGUCGACGGCUCUCCCAUGCCUUCAAAACAACCAAUUGCCAAUGAUGCCGCUGGUCCUGGAGAGCAGAUAAGAAAAGGUCCUUGGGUGGGAACAAGGGGCUAUCGGGCUCCAGAGGUAUUGUUCAGGUCUCCACAUCAAGGUCCUAAGCUUGACAUCUGGUCUGCCGGCGUAUCCUUGCUCUAUCUCAUAAUGGGAAAAACUCCUUUCACUGGAGACCCUGAACAGAACAUAAAGGAUAUAGCUAGACUGAGAGGCAGUGAGGAUCUAUGGGAGGUUGCUAAGCUACACAAUCGGGAAUCCUCGUUCCCUGCGGACUUAUACGAUAAACACAGUUUGCCAUUUUUGCGACUUCGAGAUUGGUGCAUAAUGAACACUAAGAGACCAGAAUUCCUGGAAGUCAUUCCCGGUUCACUGCUUGAUCUCUUGGACAAGUGCUUGAUGGUGAACCCUAGACUGAGAAUCGGUGCAGAGGAGGCUCUUCAGCAUGAGUUUUUUGCUCCAUGCCAUGAGAGCUUGAGGAAGGAAAGGCAAUGCAAGAAGGAAUUAUUGAGUUGAACCCACGUGUUUUAUAUCACAAAUCAUUACUCACUAGCAUAGUUCAUGUUCUGGAGUAGGAGUUUGUGAUUUUGUGUAGCUUAACAUAGGUUGUUUUACAUAAAUCUAAAUACAAAAUUACUUGCUGGCAGGGCCCCCUUCCUGUCAUUGAAACAAACAUUAGGCAAUGGAAGUAACAGUGUAAAUAUCUUUCCUCCGAGGUAUUCUUUUGUUUAUUACAAUGUCACUUGUAAUGAAUCAGAGAUGUAAUGGAUGUCUCCAAUGGUACAAGCUGAAAUUGUGCAGUGC
Neltuma alba is the source of this 1397-nucleotide messenger RNA. Its product is annotated as probable cell division control protein 7 homolog 1. The record is from RefSeq and is a predicted model, not a curated record. Gene Ontology annotation, molecular function: protein serine/threonine kinase activity; ATP binding. The transcript has 11 exons. Gene Ontology annotation, cellular component: nucleus. NCBI's taxonomy places the organism in Eukaryota, Viridiplantae, Streptophyta, Magnoliopsida, Fabales, Fabaceae. Gene Ontology annotation, biological process: protein phosphorylation; mitotic DNA damage checkpoint signaling. The coding region runs from base 39 to 1109 and encodes 356 amino acids.